GUAGCAGCAGUUCACCCUCCUUCCACCUUUACACCUUUACCACCCCCAACACCUGUACAGCCAAUCAGCAUGGUAUGAAUUCUCACACAUGCUAACUAAAUAAUGUCAACUUUAAUCACUCGACCGUACCAAUCACUCCUGGUAAUCUUUGUCUCUUGGAAAGCCCUUCUACUUCUCUUUGCAGUCUUCACCCCCGGCUCUGCGUACGACACCUCGACCACUUUACUCGAGGUGAACCGUAAUGCAUCCAAUCUAGACCGCAAUGGACCGUUGAUGAUAAUAUUGAGUCUAAUUACCACCAAGCUAACACGAUGGGAUGCCAUCUAUUUCACUGAGGCUGCUCGCCGAGGCUAUACAUUCGAGCAAGAAUGGGCAUUUAGCUAUAGCUUCUCGGGUCUCAUCAGAACCUUUACUAAUGCUCUCCGACGCACCGCCGACAUAGACUAUCCGUUACUGGAGAGUAGCGUUGGUAUCGCUAUAGCUCAUGUCGCUCAUUGCAUAUCGGUAUUUGUGCUCUAUAGUCUAGCACGCGCUGUGUUUCCUAAAAAGCAGGAUCGCAAGCUUGCAUUCCUCGCAGCAUGCUUACAUAUCUUCUCGCCCGCCGGACUGUUUAUGUCGGCUCCUUAUGCCGAGAGUACACACGCGCUUUUCAGCUUCGUCGGAUCACUCUUAUUUGUACUAAGCUUUAGCCAAUCGGGAGCUUCCAGCGGUCUCCAAGAUGCGUCGAUCCCGCUAUCAGGUGUGAUGUACGGGUUAGCGACUAUUGUCCGGAGCAAUGGCAUUCUAAAUGGCAUACUUUUCUUUGAAGAAGCAGUAAGGCUCUUGUAUUCGAUGACUAAGAGCGUUACUUUCGCCAAAACUCGUCGCCUGCUCGCUGUUGGCAUAGCUGGGGUCUGCACAGCUCUUGGCUUUGUGAUACCACAAUAUAUUGCUUAUGGACAGUUCUGCAUGAAUAACAAGGACCCCAGGAUAUGGUGUCUUAGAUCUAUCCCUAGUAUCUAUAGCUUCGUUCAGGACCAUUACUGGGAUAACGGUUUUCUUCGCUAUUGGACGUUGUCAAACGUCCCGUUAUUUGCCUUAGCCGGUCCAAUGUUAGCAAUCAUGACAUACUCUGCUUAUUGGACCCUAAGCGUGAAUUCGAACAGACAAAAAAAGGGAAUUGCGCAAGCUCACCCGGAGUUGCGACUAACAGGCCGUCUGCUGCGUAGUCUGGCGGCUCCUCAAAUGACCCUAGCUAUUCUGACUUUUUUGAAGCACCACGUCCAAAUAAUCACACGUAUGUCCUCGGGAUAUCCAGUGUGGUACCUCUGGCUAGCAUAUAUUCUCAUAGAGGGGUCCUCUCUAGCGUCUUCAGGAAAAGUGGGUGUACGCUUGGACAAGAAAGCGGCAAGUAUCUUGAAUCAGUACCGGUACGCACGCAUGACUGUGGCCUAUAUGAUUAUUUAUGCCGCUGUGCAAGGGGUACUUUUCGCCUCUUUCUUACCGCCGGCCUGAGCAACAUACCGAAAAUAAGCAAUUAAUACUACUACUUUCUAUAUACACUUCAACACGCAUAAUGGUACUUUGCCGUUUCUGGUUAGCUUAAAUAACUGUUGUGGAGUCACUACUGCCAGUACUCUUCUCACUGCCAUGGAUUGCAAUGCACUUGAAAAUCUGAGAUAGGUGCUGCCUAGGGCACCGGUCACAGGUAUGAUUUGCACGGUUGUUCUGAUAGUCACGCAUUAUGGUCACUUGAAUAAUGCAAGUCUAUUAUUAUGCCUAAGUCUAUAACAUAUGCUAUAUAUAUAACCCCUUUAGGUCAACCCUUGCGCCCGAAAAUCACACUUUCCAUGUUAAUCUCAUAUGACCUGAUAACUCCCCGCUAAUGAUGCUGACCGAUGAAGGGGUUCUCCAAACAAAUUAUUAAUGCGGGUCGAGAAUGAUAAACAGUGAUUAAGCCUCCGCAUCAGUCUCCAAAGAACGUCAUUGCGCAUAGCCCAAGGGGACUUUUUCUUCCCCACCUAGAGAGAAAGUCCUCUAAAGCGGGGAGGACGACCAGGUAUAAUGCGCCCGAAAACCUGAUGAUGAAUCCCAUCGCAAAAAAAAAAAAAAAAA
This is a messenger RNA of Aspergillus alliaceus, 2094 nucleotides long. Its product is annotated as GPI mannosyltransferase 2. NCBI's taxonomy places the organism in Eukaryota, Fungi, Ascomycota, Eurotiomycetes, Eurotiales, Aspergillaceae. Gene Ontology annotation, molecular function: alpha-1,6-mannosyltransferase activity; GPI mannosyltransferase activity. The record is from RefSeq and is a predicted model, not a curated record. Gene Ontology annotation, cellular component: endoplasmic reticulum membrane; mannosyltransferase complex. Gene Ontology annotation, biological process: GPI anchor biosynthetic process. The transcript has 4 exons. The coding region runs from base 103 to 1494 and encodes 463 amino acids.